UUUUUACUUAAGAGUUGCUUAACUGUAGAAAAACUAGAAAAUACAAGUAAAAAAAAAAAGAAAAAUCAGCAAUAAUUCCAUCAUAUAGAGGAAACCACUGUUAAUAUGGUAUAUUACUUUCCAGUCUUUUUUCUAUGCCUUUUUUUUCUUUUAACAAAGUUGCAAUCAAACAAUUUUAUAAUCUGAUGUAAACAUCACUUAAUAUUCUAAAACAAGUAUUCUUCCACAUUAUUAAAAACUGCAAACUGAUGCUGAUGUUGCUGAAAUGAUUUUUGGAAUUCCUUUAUAGAAUUGCUUUCAAAGCUAAUUUAUGAGUGCAUUUAUUUUUGUUACUUUUUGGACACACCUUGCUUUUGGCCCUGUUCAGUAUUACACAACUUCAUCAUCUAGUUUUGUCAGAGUUGGCUCUGGAUAUCAUUUUAAAAGUUUUUACACAUUAAGCCCACUGACAAAGGCUAUAGAUUUGUCCCUUUUGAAAAAAGUCAAAAGGUUGUGUCACAGGCUCUGGAGGCAGUUCCCUAAGGAGUUCCACUAAUGCUUUCUUGGAAGAAGUUCAUGGUCUCUGAACACUGUAUGAAAAUAUAGCACUCAUUUCAACAUAUGUAAUGGAAAUAAAGGGAAUAUGAACACAGGGAGGUCUCAUUUUAUGCCAGGCACCAUGCUGAUAGGAUAUACACAUACUCAUUUAGCCAUUACAAACAACAAACAAAAUUAGCCCUAAAGCAAGGAAAUGGAGGCACAGAGAGGUCAAGUACCUAACCCAAGGUCACACAGCUAGAAAGUAUCAGGACUUAAAUCCAGGCAGCAUGAUUCCAGAGUCUGUGGAGUAAUCAUGGCCCCCCACCCUCUCACUGUGUGUUUGCUGCUUAAAAAAAAAAAUCUCGUUACUUUAGAUUUGCACCUAAUUUGGGGGAGUUCCCGAGGGGCUUCCAGGGCUUCUUUGACUGAGGCCAGCUCCCCUGGCUCCCCCAUUGAUCCAGUCUGCUUUCCUCUCCCCAUCGGCAGUCACCACCUACCCUGUCCCUUGUAUUUCCCUGGGACUCGUUCCCUUCUUCCUUGCUUGUUCUGAAAACAGCUGCAGAGACCCUGUUAAGUGUUCUGCUGUGAUUUGUUACAGCAAAGUGGUGGAAGUCAGGCUGCGGAGGGAGUCUAAGGCAUAACCAAGUUGCAGAGGUUCAAAGAAGCUUCACACAAUAUGUAGUCCAUAGAAACACGUUAGCAAACUAAACCUGUUUUAUUUAUUUAUUUUGUUAACUUCAAUAAGCAUCAGAUUUUUUUUUUCUUUAAUAGACUCUUUGAGCCAGCUAUAUAAAUGUUUUUUCUUCUCAUGAUUCCCUAGCUCUUUCUCCAAUUCUUUCCUUGGGAAUUAUCUCACUUACUAUUUUCUGGGUUGGACACUGGGACCCGCUACUCGGGUUAGGGUCAAGGUAGCUGUGAGUGCUGCUGGGCGUGGUGACAGUCUCAGUCCUGACUUGCUUUGCUAUGAGGCCCCAGGUGAGGGCGUUCUUCUAACUGCCCCAGAGCUUCCCGCCCUGGCUGGCCUGGCAGGCAGCGUGCCUCACCCCUCAGCCCCCGGAGGAGUGGUGUUUGCAACGCUACCCUUGCUUCCCUCCUCACGGCGAAGCCCAGCCUUCCACCCUUUGUUCUGAGCUCAUGUCCCGGCCACCGAGCUUCCCUCUGAGACGCACUUGACAGCCUUUCCCCUACUGUGGCCUGAGUAGGGCUCUGAGUUCAUGGCUCCCCUGAGGGCAUUGGUGAUGCCGUCACCCUUCUGUACACCUUUUCUGACUCCACAAGGCGUUCCUUCCAUUCACCCCCAAUCCCCCAGAGAAACCAGAAUUAUGGUUACACAAUAUCAAACUACUCUAAACAUGUAGACGCAGUAAGAGGUCCGAUCUCGUCCACUGGGACGGAGGCUCAUUUCUCUGAAGCUCCUGAGUGCACCAGAAACGCGAGAUCAUUGUGAACCGGAACAGUCCGGGAAGGUUUUGUGGCACAUGUAAGAGCCUGAGCUUGGGCCUUGAAGGGUAGAAGGGAUUUGGGAUGGGCAUGAGAAAACUGGGGUGGGUGGGUUGUUGGGGGUGUUUAUGGUUAGGGAGAAUAAGGUCUGAGAAGGGUGAGACAAGAUGAUGAAGACAUUACUUAUCCAGUCAUCCUAAACUUUCAUGUCGACCAGAGUCACCUGAGGAGCUUUAAAAACUCUUGACGCCCAAAUGACACCUCAUACCAAUUAAGUCAGAAUGUCUGGGGGUGGGAGUCAGGUAUCAGUGGCUUAUAAAAAUCCCCAUGUGAUUCUAAUGUGCAGCAAAGUUUGGGAAUCAUUUCCCUACUUUGUUUCUUGUAAGUAUCUGAACUUUGCAGAAAGACCUACAAUGCAAUAGGAUAAAAAUGAAAAUGAAUUAGGAAGUAAGAAGGAAAAGAUAACGACGAAAGAAGAAUAAGAUGCAGCCAGGGAAUAAAGCCAGUUCACAAAAUGCAUAUUAUGAGACACUAGGCUGUUGCUACAGUGGGCCAGAAUUUUGACUCUGAGCUUCUUUGUAGCUAAAUCAAAAGGGAACUUGAACAGUUAUGAAAGUCACGUGAUAGGAGGCGACUGAUAUGUCAGAGGAGCCCUGGGACUAACAGCAGGAAGAAGUCUCUCCUGAGGUUCUUCAUACAGAUGGCACCAUUCAGGCUGUGGACAGGGCUUCCAACAGUGUCCUUACAAUCAAAUGGGCCAUUUGCUAAAUUACCCCUUAAUGCUGGCUCUGGAGGUCAUUCAAGGCCAGAAUUAACAGCUCAGAUCUAAUGUAGCAAGAAAAGUUGAUUGUAUUUUUUAAAUUCUUUAUUUUUGUCUGUAGCUAAUUAAAAAAAUCCCCCCAUCUGCCUGGCCUCUUGGCUCAUCUUAAACUAAUUAACCAGACAUGUUUGCCUAGAGAUAGAAUGUCUGCAUUUUGUCUUUCUUGUGGUCAUUUCUUAUUCUCCUGGCAAUCAACUUGUUAUUUCCUUCAUUAGGCCAGGGACUCAGAGGGAAACCUGCAUUGAUUAAGGCACAAACCAGAAGCUUUAGCUUGUCAUCCUGUGCCCAAGUUCACCUGCUUUGGCCUCCACUCUGAGUGGGGGUCGCACUCCUUCUAGAGCCUGGGCUUAGCCACGGGGCCGCCUGCCAGUGGGGUCUUGUCUGUGGAUGUGGAGACCUAGGAGGGCCUGUUUCCUGCAGAUGGGGAGAAAGGGCGCUCUGUCUCCUUCUUCCCUCCUCCACUAACCCAGGCAGUUGGGAAAUACCGAUCCAGCCAGCCCAUCUUCUCCUUGGAGCCAGUGCCCAGGGAGCCUGCUGGCCUGCCCUGGCACAGCCUGCUCUGACUGGCGCCUGGCCCCAAGUGGGCAAUGGGUCGGGUCAGGUUGGGGACCAACUUGGCAGAGAGCCAUCAGGGUGGCCUCAGGGAGGUGUGCGGCUGACGGGCUGCCCAGGCAGGGCCUUUCCCACAUACCUGGUUAGCCCUGGAGCAUGCGGCAGCUGAGUGUGCUGGCUGCCGGGGCGGGGCGGUCCGCAGCAGGGCGUGUGGUGGGCUCCUGGGCCGUGUGCUUCUCUAAUCUCUGCUGUGUCCCUUGACAUGUGAGUCUCAGCCUGUAGGUAAUUUGGGACUGGGCUGUAUGGUAAUAUUCAUGUGUGUAUGUGUGGCCCUAGGGGCUUGCUGUGUGAUUGCUGGUCUCUUGUGCGUCUGGGGCCCACAUAUGUGGUGUAGCCCCUCAGCAACAGGACUGCCCAGGGUCGAGCUGCUGUGUGCACACGCAGUGGCCAGGAGUGUGCACCCAUGUGGGGUGUAGUGACCCAGCUGUCCGUGAGGGCCCUGGGCCUGGGGGUGCGUGUGUGGGGUCUCUGCCUCCACCUGCUGUCCCUGGGGCUGCGGGCUCUGUGGCUCUGCCCCCUCAUGUGUGUCCGAGUGCUGUGUGUGUGUGUGCAGCAGCUGGGCAGGGCUGUGCUUGCGGCCGCACGCUCUGUGGCUCUCAUGGCCCACGUCUGUAGUGUUUACGUCUUUCUCCAGGGGGUCGCCUUGUGUGCCCAGCUGGUGGGGAACUGGGUGACUCUGCACAUUUGGCUCUACUGUACCUUGCUGGAAACCCUCAGAUGCAUUCGUUUAAUCCUGCUGUGUGAGCAGGCUGCCUGGUGGCUGGCGCGGGCUGGCGUGUGGGCCGGCAGAGGCCUGGCGCGGUUAUGGGGUGUCUCGACCUUUGUCCAGCUGUGUGCCCGCACCGUCUUCUUGGGCGUAUGCCUGUGCAUGCACAUCUGCUUUGCUACCAUCAGCUCGAAGGUCCGUGUGAGGGUGCAUGCACCCUUCUCCGGGUUCCAUGCCCCCCUGAGCCUGGGCGUGAGGCUGUGGGGCCAGAGGCACAGGAGGGCAAAAGGGGAGACAGGUACACCUCAGGAGGAGACUUGGGGGGAGCAGGAGCCCCUGACGACCAGGAGCUCUGAGCCCACCAGGAGAAGGGAGGUGUCUCCGAGCAGGCAGGAGCUCAGUCCAGGUGGGUAAGUGAAGGGGCUGCCCCUUGCCCCUUGGGCCUGUCCCCUCCCUUGGGUGCUAGCACCUUCUUCCUGGCAGCCAGGCUAGGCUUGGAGCUGCUUCUCCUCCUGCACUAGUUAAGCUGUUUGCUGGUCUCUCUCCUUGCCCCACCGGGCACUGGGCCCCUCUUUCCUAGGCUGAGUCGUCUCUGGGGAAGGCACAGGCAGAAUGGGAGGUGCGAUUCCAGUGCUUGCCCUCUGUCCUCUGAGGACAGGGCUGUUCCUGAGAGCACUGGGCUGGAGCCUUUCUGCUCCACUGCCCUUGCCUCCCUUUUCACAUCUGCUUCCCUUGGUGCGGCCCUUUGGCUGGAGCAGCGGCCACUCUGCUCCCCUCCCCCUCUCGUCUCCUGCCUUCCCAGUGGGUCUGUUUCUCUCGCAGUUCCUCAGGGUGUGCCCCUCUUCUAGACCACCAUGGGUCUGCCCUGUCCUACUCUGGGAUGCCCUGCCUGGGCUGCCUCCUCCCCCAGCCCCGCUGUCAGUGUCCGAGUGCCCCCAGGUGUGCCUGGCCACCCCUCACCACCACGCUCCC
Messenger RNA from Microcebus murinus (gray mouse lemur), 5069 nucleotides. The record is from RefSeq and is a predicted model, not a curated record. NCBI's taxonomy places the organism in Eukaryota, Metazoa, Chordata, Mammalia, Primates, Cheirogaleidae.